UUUUACAACACGAUCUAAUAAUAAAGAAAAUGAAACAAAAAAAACUUAUGAUUUUAUUUUUCUUUCGGUACUUUCUCGGCAGCUGUUGUCUGUCUGUCUGUCUGUCCCUGUAUUGUAGUAGUAGUAGUAAUAAUAAUAAUAAUAAUAAUAAUAAUAAUAAUAAUAAUAAUAAUAAUAAUAAUAAUAAUAAUAAUAAUGAUGAUGAUGAUGAUGAUAACAAUAGUAGUAGUAGUAGUAGUAGUAGUAGUAGUAGUAGUAGUAGUAGUAGUAGUAAUAAUAAUAAUAAUAAUAAUAAUAAUAAUAAUAAUAAUAAUAAUAAUAAUAAUAAUAAUAAUAAUGAUGAUGAUGAUGAUAACAAUAAUAGUAGUAGUAGUAGAAGUAGUAGUAGUAGUAGUAAUAACAAUAAUAAUAAUAAUAAUAAUAAUAAUAAUAAUAAUAAUAAUAAUAAUAAUAAUAAUGAUGAUGAUGAUGAUGAUGAUGAUGAUAAUAGUAGUAGUAGUAGUAAUAGUAGUAGUAGUAGUAGUAGUAGUAGUAGUAGUAGUAGUAGUAGUAGUAGUAGUAAUAAUAAUAAUAAUAAUAAUAAUAAUAAUAAUAAUAAUAAUAAUAAUAAUAAUAAUGAUGAUGAUGAUGAUAAUAAUAACAAUAAAUGUAGUAGUAGUAGUAGCAGUAGCAGUAGCAGUAGUAGUAGUAGCAGUAGUAGUAGUAGUAGAAGUGGUAGUAAUAAUAAUAAUAAUAAUAAUAAUAAUAAUAAUAAUAAUAAUAAUAAUAAUAAUAAUAAUAAUGAUGAUGAUGAUGAUAAUAAUAACAAUAAUAGUAGAAGUAGUAGUAGUAGUAGUAGUAGUAGUAGCAGCAGCAGCAGCAGCAGCAGCAGCAGCAGCAGCAGCAGCAGCAGCAGCAGCAGUAGUAGUAGUAGUAGUAGUAGUAGUAGUAGUAGUAGUAGUAGUAGUAGUAGUAGUAGUAGUAAUAAUAAUAAUAAUAAUAAUAAUAAUAAUAAUAAUAAUAAUAAUAAUAAUAAUAAUAAUAAUAUAAAUAAUAAC
Molecule: messenger RNA, 1037 nt
Organism: Scylla paramamosain (green mud crab)
Lineage: Eukaryota; Metazoa; Arthropoda; Malacostraca; Decapoda; Portunidae
Product: probable serine/threonine-protein kinase clkA
Source: RefSeq, a predicted model, not a curated record